UGGGAGCCAGGAGUAGAGAUGGUGUCGGCAGGAAGCCGUGGGCUCUGGGUUUCCCGGGAGGACAGUCAUUAAACAUGGAUUCAGCCACACAGCUGGCAGACCGGAGGGGACAGGGGCUCAGACCCAGGCGCUGGAACCCCAGCCCUUCCCAGGCCAGACCCUGCUCCCUGGCCUUUCCUGCCUAGCUCUGAUCUCCCCCUCCCCUUCCCAGGGCACCAAGCUGGCUGGGAGCAUGAAAGGCCCCAGCUGGGGGCUCCCUGCCACCAGUGCUGGGUCCUAAGAGCUGCCAUCCAGGCUGGCUGUCCGCAUGGCGACCCCAGCCUCAGCGCCAGACACACGGGCUCUGGUGGCAGACUUUGUGGGCUACAAACUGAGGCAGAAGGGUUAUGUGUGUGGAGCUGGCCCUGGGGAGGGCCCAGCAGCGGACCCGCUGCACCAAGCCAUGCGGGCAGCUGGAGAUGAGUUCGAGACCCGCUUCCGGCGCACCUUCUCCGACCUGGCAGCCCAGCUGCAUGUGACUCCUGGCUCAGCCCAGCAACGCUUCACCCAGGUCUCUGAUGAACUCUUCCAAGGGGGCCCCAACUGGGGCCGCCUGGUGGCCUUCUUUGUCUUUGGGGCCGCGCUGUGUGCCGAGAGUGUCAACAAGGAGAUGGAGCCACUGGCGGGGCAAGUGCAGGAGUGGAUGGUGGUCUACCUGGAGACGAGGCUGGCUGACUGGAUCCGCAGCAGCGGGGGCUGGGCGGAGUUCACAGCUCUGUACGGGGACGGGGCCCUGGAGGAGGCGCGGCGCCUGCGGGAGGGGAACUGGGCGUCAGUGAGGACAGUGCUGACAGGGGCCGUGGCACUGGGGGCCCUGGAGCUGGAAGCGAUCAAAGCCCGAGUCCGGGAGAUGGAGGAAGAAGCCGAGAAGCUCAAGGAGCUGCAGAACGAAGUGGAGAAGCAGAUGAACAUGAGCCCGCCGCCGGGCAAUGCUGGCCCAGUGAUCAUGUCCAUUGAGGAGAAGAUGGAGGCUGAUGCUCGGUCCAUCUAUGUUGGCAAUGUGGACUAUGGUGCAACAGCCGAAGAGCUGGAGGCACACUUUCAUGGCUGUGGUUCAGUCAAUCGUGUUACCAUACUCUGUGACAAAUUCAGUGGCCACCCCAAAGGGUUUGCAUACAUAGAGUUCUCGGACAAGGAGUCAGUGAGGACCUCCUUGGAGCGCUGCGAUGUUAUCCCAAAGCGAACCAACAGACCGGGCAUCAGCACAACAGACCGGGGCUUCCCACGAGCGCGCUACAGGGCCCGGACCACCAACUACAACAGCUCCCGUGCUCGGUUCUACAGCGGCUUCAACAGCAGGCCUCGGGGUCGUGUCUACAGGGGCCGGGCUAGAGCGACAUCAUGGUAUUGCCCUUACUAAAAAAAAGUGUGUAUUAGGAGGAGAGAGA
Molecule: messenger RNA, 1427 nt
Organism: Echinops telfairi (small Madagascar hedgehog)
Lineage: Eukaryota; Metazoa; Chordata; Mammalia; Afrosoricida; Tenrecidae
Product: bcl-2-like protein 2
Exons: 9
Coding region: 308-1399 (363 amino acids)
Biological process (GO): extrinsic apoptotic signaling pathway in absence of ligand; negative regulation of intrinsic apoptotic signaling pathway; intrinsic apoptotic signaling pathway in response to DNA damage
Cellular component (GO): mitochondrial outer membrane
Molecular function (GO): RNA binding; protein heterodimerization activity; protein homodimerization activity
Source: RefSeq, a predicted model, not a curated record